Messenger RNA from Aplysia californica (California sea hare), 4526 nucleotides. RefSeq names its product TELO2-interacting protein 1 homolog. The record is from RefSeq and is a predicted model, not a curated record. Lineage: Eukaryota; Metazoa; Mollusca; Gastropoda; Aplysiida; Aplysiidae. Gene Ontology annotation, cellular component: cytoplasm. Gene Ontology annotation, biological process: chromatin remodeling.
AUGAUAACUGCUUAUGUCACUUAUGAGAGAAAGACAAACUGCACUGAGGAAGAAUGGCAGGUCCAAGCUCUGAGCAGACAGGCUCUGAAUCAAAGCCAAAGAAUGCUGUAAUGGAAGCCGAUGAUCAUUUAACUGCUGAGCGCAGUGCCGGUCUGGCGUUGAUGAAGCCUCUCUGCAUUGGUUUGAUGCAGGAAAGGACGACUGGCAGCGUGCAAGCAAUCUUAAAUGCUUUGCCCAGAUUGGAUGAUGAUGUGGCUAGAGAAAUCCAAGUAUACAUUUUGUUCCCAGUGAAGACUGCUUUGUCAAUGAAAGACCUGUCAGACAACAUGUUUCUUGCACUGUGCCAGGUGAUAGAAGCAUUGUACAGAAAAACCAAAAUGGCCGAGGCUCACGAAGUCUACGACAUAAUUGGCCUUAUUCUUCUGCGUGUAGCGCCACCGAAGCUCUCUAGCCAAAUUCCAAAGAUGUCAGAGGACUCGAAAAAAGCUAUGUGCGAUGCAGUCAACUCUGUUUUGUCUGCUAUGCCAAAAAAAGCUUUCGAGAAAUUCUACAUUUUGAAGAAUGUGCCUGCUAUAGGCCAGCUCAUCAGUGUUCUUCUUCAGAUAGCUGAGUUUGAACGCUCCAAAGCCUCACAGUUUGCAGCCUUGUCCUGUAUGAAGACACUGUAUUUUUAUGAGUCUGUUCAGUAUGGGCCAACAAAUGAAAUAGAUGACUUCACGUGUUUAAAGAGUCUGACAUUUUGCUUGCCUGCUGUUACCAUGGCAGCCGCCCGUAUUAUUACGGGUGAUUCUAAGCAAGGACAUAAAGUGUUUGUGGAAGCUGCACACCUUUGGACUAUUGCGGUGUAUCGCGCUAUAGAUAACAGAGUGUACCAGAAUGCAGUCGACAAAUCCGCCUCUCUUCAGAAGCAGAAAAAAGAAAAGAAAGGAGAUCCCCUGGACAGCCUGACUGUUGUGGCAGAUACUGCUUGGGUGGAGACGACGGCCGAGAAGCUGAAAGUAUUGUUAGAAAAAAUCUGCACUGCUCGGUCUCACUCCCACCACAAGGCACGGAUGGCGCUAGUCUCACUUGGGUCUUGUGUGCUUAUACACUGCAACAGCUCUUUGUCGGGCCUCGUGCCGUUGGCUGUGGACCUCCUGGUGGGUUACCUGGCAGACCCUCGACCUGAAGUCUCCCAGCGUGCCUCAGAAGUGCUGCGGACAUUUGCCGCUGACGCUAAUCAGAGCGGACACAAGCGUUUUCUGGUGGAGACCUUGCAGGAAAAUCUGUACAACUUGUGCACCUCUCUGCCAAGGCAGAUGCGCAUGGCAGACGAGGAAGAGAAACCUGCCAUCAUCAGACUGUUGAGAGGGUAUUUGACUUUGCUGGGUACGGACGUGCGCACUGUGCUCCUGUCUCAGGCCCACCUCAAGCGUGUGUGUCUGGCCCUUGUCAAUAGUCUGGAGCUGGACACGUCAGACAUUCAGAUCCUGGAGGAGCGCAACACUCUCUUACAUCAAGAAGCAGCAGCUGCUGAGAAUGUCAUCGACAGCUCGGACGAACUGAUCCCAAAUUUGCCAGCUUUAAAUGACUUGAUUACGCUGCUGUUGGAUGAGUACCUCUCCACUGAGAAUCUCGCUCUUGUGAGUCGGUAUGAUGAUACCAAAUCUGCAGCGUCAUCACCAUCAUCAUCAUUAUCAUCAUCAUCAUCUUCACAGUGGAUGUCAUCCUCAUUGUCACUGUUACCAUCAUCAAGUUCAUCGACCUCCAGCUCUUCCCUCCUUAUGAUCGAGUCCCCUGAGUCCUUUGAAUCAAAGAAGCGGCUCUCACAACGCAACAGAGCGAUAAUGCUGGCCUGUCUCUUCAUGGAAGGAGUCGGGAACUUUGCUAUGGCAUUAGGCAGCAUGUUUGAAUCCCACAUGGUCCGUGCGUUGUACCCCCUAGUGGAGAACCUGGGACACGAGAACGUACAUCUGAGCAGCACCGCCUACUUCGCUCUCACUCACAUAUGCACCGCUUGUGGAUACAAUUCAUUAGACCUGCUCAUGCAGGAGAAUGCAGAUUACCUGGUGAGCAGCGUGUCUUUGAGGCUGAGACACAUCACGGUGAAUCGUCGCUGCCCCCAGACCCUCAGUGUCAUGAUGCGUUACUGCUCCAGCAGUCUUCUGCCCAUCGUGGAACACAGUAUCCUUCAGCUGUUGGACACCCUGGAUGACCACUAUGCAGAGGAACUUUUGCUAUUCCUGCCCGCCUUGCUAGAGUUGGCCACAGCCAUUGGUCGCUGGUUCCCUUCUCCGACAGAAGUCAAGGAGGAAGCACAGGUUCCCGAAGCCCUUACAGCUGAGCUGGACCCUCAGAGCAUUGUUGCAUUUGUUGAGGAAUAUGUCCGGACAAAGAAAACCGCUGAUAUGGAGGAAGACGGAAAUGAGAUGUCUGAUGGGGAUGGGACGACGGAGGAGAGAAAGAUGGAAGACAUAGAGGCAGACAUGCAGAAGUUAAUGGAAGAACAAAGGAAGGAGGAGGAGCGACAGGAGGCAGCAGCAGAGGCAGAGGAGGAGCAGGAAAGAGAGAAGGAGAAGACGGAAGAGUGUCCUCGCCACUUGCAAGUGGUCAUAGAUAUUUUACAGCGAGUGAAACAUUUCCUGACAUCUCCCGAUGGACGGCUGCGCAUCAAAUCGCUGGACAUUUUGUGCCAGUGUGUUACUGAUCUCAAGGGAAAUUCCAAAGAACUCCUGCCACAGAUACACCAGCUCUGGGCCAGUUUUUAUCCACUUUUUCGCAGCGAAGAAAAAUUUGUUGUCAUCAAAGCUCUUACAGUGUUGCAUCUAAUCUCUGAUUUGGGCGGUGACUUUGUCCGCCAGAAAACCAUGAAGAAUGUGAUCCCGGGAUUGUCCUCUUUCAUGGACAAACAAGGGAAGAUCAGCUCUGGAAGCAAGUCAGCCUACCAAAUUACUGGCAAUUACAAACUGCAGUUAGCCGCUCUACACAGUCUUGGUCCAAUUGCCAAAAAUCUGUGUUUGGACUCAGGAGACCUGGAGUCUGUGGCCAAGAUGUGUCUGCCCUACCUGUGUGACAAACAGCCCAGGCCGCUGCAACAGGCCAGUAUUGAAUCCUUUUCAUUCUUCAUUGGACUCGACCCUGAUGCCAUGUGGUUCCUUCUGAGCCAGGUGCACUUUCCACCCAUGCCUGAACCACCAGGGCCAGAAUUUGAACCCAUCAAGGUUCCUCACACCUCAGAUCAAAAGAACAGCUUCAAAACCAAUGUCCAGCAUUUGUUUGAUACUUUUUUCAGUUGAUACAAUUUUUAAGGAAAUCGUGCUUGCUGCUUCAUUGUUUGCUAAUCGUCAUUUCUUUGAAAAGUCAUGCCAUUUUCUAAUACUCCUUCCACUCCAGUUGCUGCAUUUUUAAUGUUCUAGUAAAAUCAAAGAAAACUAUUUUUGCCUUGUUUGCGUCUGGUUCAUAUUUGUACUAUUUUUUUGGUGAUGUCAUACUACAUGUACUCCAACAGGACACCUGCGCUUGUAAUGUUGGUACUUAAAAAUUAAAACUGGGAAGGAAAGACGACUGUACAGCUCUCAACGCACACAAAGGCUGUUUUAGGUAAUUGUGAAAAGAGUGUGACUGCUUUGUUUUCAUCUUUUGUGAUUUUUAUACUUUACUUUAUCCUUUCUCUUGAAUUGUUAGGUGUUGAGGGGAGUUGCAAUUUUCGGUCAUGGGUUAGGUGGGUGGCUUCUGUUGUUUUUUAAAUAUUUGCAAUAUAUUUGUUGAUUUCUAUUCAUUAAGAUGUAUAAAUUUUUGUCUGUUUUGGACUUCGUGUACCUUUACAUCUUUUUCUGUAUUUUGUUUUUUUAAGUGUUCGUGUUUCCUCAAACAAUCUGAUAGGCUUUCGUUCAUCACAGGAUUUGAGCUUGAAAUUAAUGAAAACUGUGGGAAGUUUUCUUUAAAUAACGUACUCUUUUUAGAAAAUCUUUAUGACUCAUUUCCAUUUAUUUCCCAUGAAAAUGGUUUCUAGAAGUGUGAUUGGUCUGGAAUCCACUGUACAUUGUAAGAGGGCUUUCAAUAUGCAUGAGUGAUCUGUUUGAGCUGAAUCUUGAGAAAAUGUUGUCGAAAUCCGUUUUGUUAAUGAAUAAAUGCCUGUUUUGGUGCUAAUUAUGUGCCAUACUUUGAUUUUGUUUGUUUGUUUUUAAAAAUUUUUAUUUAUUUAAUUUUGAAGGCGGAGUUCAAAAUCUGUUUGGCUUUCCUUGAUUUUCGAAGGAGGGGGGAAGGGGGUAAAUUCUUUUUUUCUGAAUUGUUCUAGCUAUUGUUAAGUUUUUUUUUCUACCGGCAACUGCGGUGUGAUUUUUAUGCUAUUUGCCAUUACUCAUAGAGAAUGUGAGUUUGAUUCCCCCUGAAGAAGUUACUUUAUCAAGUGCAUAUAUCUAUGUUAUUACGUGUACUGGGGUGCUGUAUCCUACCCUGUUCAGGUUGGCCCUUAUGGACAAGGACAAAGCAGCCUGCCUCCUAAAUAAUGUAAGUCAUGUCAAUAAAGACCACUGUAACAAUGAUAA